AUGCCGCCUCCAGCUCUUCAACACCUCGGUCUUAUCGACCUCGUGGCUUCUGACCCUCGACCUACAUUUGUUGUUGCGUUGCCCGAGCAAGCAGCUUUUAAUGCGCCCUCCGCCAACGCUUCAUCCUCCGCCGAUAUACUUUACCGAAACCCUGUCCUGCAAAACUCACAUACCCUCGACCAGGCCAUUGCCUCUAUCCCUCAAGAUGUUUCUCACUCACCCUUCUGGAAUUGGGUCACGAGCCCACCACCCGAGAUGCCAAAACCUCGAGCAGACGGUGCAGGCCCUACGCCAACAAAUACGCAACAUUCCCUACCAUAUCUCGGCGUCUACUGGACACGAAGCAUUGUGUUAGGCCAAUGGGUGGUGAUGAGCGGCAACGAAACGCCUCCCUCUUCAGAACCCCCGCGUAAAGUACGAAUUGAAGGAAAGGAAGGCGAGACGACAAGGAAAUACCCGCAAAAGUCUCCAUUGGACAAUGCGCGUUUGCCGUCCCGAAAAAAGUCGGAGAGCAAGACUCCAUUGCAUUAUCGCGACGAAUCCAACCCAGGACUUAUGGUGCCCAUUUCCGACUCUGAGGCAGAGCCAUUCCUUGAUGUAGUCCAAAGCGUGGACUGGGAGUCGACAGCGUUGGGUCCCAUGGCAGACUGGCCAGCUCAGCUCCAGCAUACGUUCAAUCAACUUGUUUCCGACUCUCGGCCCGUUGCGCUCUACUGGGGUUCUGAAUAUAUUACCAUUUACAAUGAGGCCUUCUCCAAGUACUGCGGUUCCCAGCAUCCUGGACUCUUGGGUCGCCCUGCAACCGAAGCUUGGGGUCACUUGAAGACUCGGCUUGACGAAAUGACGGCUUCGCCUUUGAAAAAUUACUCGAAUGCCGAAGACGAGUCCAAAUUCUUCAUUCCUCAAACUGACGGCACUCUUGAAGAGACGUAUGUCAAAUCUUCCAUGGUUCCUAUCGCCUAUGACAAGAAGUGUCUUGGCAUUCAACACUCAUUACUCGAAAUCACCUCGCGGCGGCUUUGGGAGCGAAGAAUGAAGAUGCUCCUCGAUCUGGGCGAGGCCUUGGUUUCGACAAAAGACGUCAAAUCUUACUGGUCCAGGACCAUUGAGGAGUUGGAUCGCUGUAAUCCAAACUACGACGUUCCGCUAGCUUUCAUAUACUCAGUGGAAGACGACGAUGAUGACUCAACAUCGUCAAAAUAUGAUUGUUCCAAGAUCUGCCAUCUAGAGGGCUCCCUGGGCGUACCAGAAGGGCACGCGAUUGCGCCCUCAGUCCUCCACCUCAAAGAGACAGAGGAAGGCAUGGCAUCUGUUUUUCGAAAGUCACUGAAUGGGCGCCAGCCUAUACUUCUGCAGUCGAAGAACGGCACUCUACCGAAUGAUUUAUUUCGUGGAGUGGCCUGGCGUGGCUUUGGUGAUCCCUGCCAAGCUGCAAUAGUCUUGCCCAUCCGCCCCACAAAGGAAGAGAACGUAAUGGGUAUACUGUUCCUAGGUCUGAAUCCUCGACGCCCAUACGAUAACGACUAUCGGCAGUUCAUAUCUUUGUUGAACCAAAAACUCACGAGUUCUCUUGCUUCCACUGUCCUUUUUGAAGAGGAGGCACGGCGGCGGCGCAACAUUACCGAACAAGCCGCCUAUGACAAUGCCAUGCUCAAGCAGAGGCUAGAAUACCAAACCGAGCAGACCGAGAGGUCCAUGCAGAUGUUCACUGCUGUGGCAGACUUUAUUCCUGUGGGAAUGUGUUUUGUCGACGUUGAAGGCAACAUCACAUUCGCCAACGAUGCUUGGCAUCGCAUCACUGGUUAUCCAAAAGGCCCAAUCGUGCAGGGCGCAUUACUUGAGUCCAUACUUGAAGAAGACAAAGAAAAGGUCGUCCAAGCAUACAAGGAUGUCCAUGAGCUCGAUACAGUUACUUUCGAAUACCGCAUUGCAAGGAUCGAAGGUACAACAGUAACAGACUCGACCGAUUUCAAAUCUUCAACUGGUUCUUUCUCCACCAAUAACGAACGGGUUUCGCGCCACAUUUUGGCUUCUACAAAAGCGGAGAGAGCUUCAGAUGGAAGUGUUAUUAGGAUCCUGACUUGCUUGACUGACGUGACAAUACAAAAAGACACCGCUGAAGAAGCCGUACGUCGAGCCCAAGAAGCAGAGAACCUGAAACGCCUCGCUGAGUUUGCUACGGUUGGAAUGUAUGAUGUCAGCAUGGACGGAAGACUCCUGAGCGCGAACAACCUCUUCUGGGAAUUGACGGACUUGAAGAAAGUCGAUCUCACCAAGGUUGAUGUACGACCGUGGCCAGAAUGUGUUGUCGAGGAGGAUCUGCACAUUUUGGAGGACAGCCUUGAUAAACUGGCAAAAUCUGGACGUACCGAAACAGCUGAGUUCCGCCUUCGCAAUGGCUGGAUUACUGAAGACAACGCCGGAAACACAUCUGUUGCACCUCGAUGGGUUCUUGCCACCUUCAUGCCAGUCAAGAGCUCUGAUGGCGUAAUUCAGUCGUUUACUGGGUGUUUGAGUGAUGUUUCCAUACAGAAAUGGCAAUUCGAGCAGGAGAAACUACGCAAAGAAGAGGCUAUCGAGUCUAAAAGGCAGCAGGAAAACUUCAUCGACAUGACCUCACACGAGAUGCGGAACCCGUUGAGUGCUAUUCUUCACUGCACUGACGCCAUUAUCGCUUCUCUGGCAAGGGUGCAAGAUAUCAGUGAUAGUUCCGCCCCUCUUACACCAACACGAAACGGCUCUAAUGGCGAAGGAAGCAGUGCUGGUGAAAGAUCAGCCGAAGAAAGAAAGCUUAUGGAGGACAGUAUCGAAAAUGCCGAGACUAUUGUUACAUGCGCUCAACAUCAGAAGCGCAUUGUUGACGACAUCCUUACCAUGUCUAAACUUGACUCAAAAUUGCUGGCCGUAACCCCUUGCACGGUAGAUCCGAUUCAAAUUGUCAAUGGGGCGCUUAAGAUGUUCGAAGUGGAGGCUCGUCGUGUGGAUAUCGAGCUCACCUCAUAUGUCGAUAAGUCGUACAAGGACCUUCCAUAUGACUUUCUUGAUCUAGACCCAAGCAGAGUUCAGCAAGUUCUGAUCAAUCUUCUUACAAACGCCUUGAAGUUCACCAAGUCUGGCACUACCCGGACCGUCACCGUUGGCGUCAAAGGAUCAUUGGAACCGCCAGGUGAAGACAUGACUGUUGUGCAGUUCAUCCCACGAUUCUGCGAUGUGUCUGAAGAAUACGAACAGCCCGCGCUCAAAGAACGAACUCGCCCAGUAUAUUUGUUAUUCGAGGUUAAGGAUACAGGCCAGGGUCUGACGGUGGAAGAGAUGGGGAGCCUUUUCAACAAAUUCGUCCAAGCGAGCGCCAAGACUCAUACCAAAUACGGAGGCUCCGGCCUUGGACUAUUCAUCUCACGGCGUUUGACGGAACUCCAGAACGGCGCAAUUGGUGUCGCCAGUCAACCCGGUGUGGGUUCGACAUUUGCAUUCUACAUCGAGGCAUAUGUUCCAAGCGAUGCUUCCAGGAACGAAGCCCUGGCAGCAGCUGCGGCGGCCAGGCUGGUUGCUGGUACCGAUAGUGCGGGUGCGAUUGAUGGCAAACGACCUUGCCGCGACAGCCGUUUGCAGAAACACCAAAACUCAGGAAGUCUCGAUCGACUUGAUGGAAUCCUGGUUGUUGAAGACAAUCUUAUCAAUCAACAGAUUACUAGACGCGGAUUAACAGAUCGGGGUUACAUGGUCGAUGUUGCCAAUCAUGGAAUCGAGGCCCUCGAAAAACUGAAACGCCGACAAGGUGCCACGCCAGGAAGUGGCCUGAAAUUGGGCAUCGGUCGCACGGGACGGAGCAACAUCAAUCCUUUACCCAUCUCCAUCAAUCUAGUUCUCAUGGAUAUUGAGAUGCCGAUCCAGGAUGGGUUGACCUGUACCCGAAUAAUUCGCGAGCUAGAAGCAGAAGGAGAGAUCUUCUGUGCGUCUGGAGGUCGCAUUCCCAUCAUUGCCGUAACAGCCAACGCACGACCGGAGCAGGUUAUGGAGGCCAAGCAAGCUGGGUGUGACGAUGUGAUGGUGAAGCCAUACAGAAUUCCGGAGCUUAUCGAGAAAAUGCAGGUGGUGGUGCGACGUAUAGGAGGACUUAGCCCGAACUCCCCGGUCAGAUGA
This is a messenger RNA of Fusarium sp. VM40, 4143 nucleotides long. Lineage: Eukaryota; Fungi; Ascomycota; Sordariomycetes; Hypocreales; Nectriaceae. The record is from the annotation of a GenBank genome assembly.